AGGCGGCUCGUCCAUACCUGCCCUGUUUCAAGAUGGUGGACAGAUUUAUGUUCAUGCCUGCUGUUCUACUUAAUGAAGUGAGAAAGCCCUUAGUAAAGAUGGCCAUCACCGCUAUCUACCUGGUCGAUAUGUCCCUUAACUUCCGUCUCCCCAGAGGUCAAUGCGCUAAGGAAACAAAUACGAUGGAAUGAUGGGCAGUAAUAUCGCGAGAAGUGCGCUGGUGACGUUCCGUGUUUCAGAGUACCAGAACAGCCGAAUCUAUGAUGUUUGCAACUCUGAGUUUGGCGAUUUUCGCUAAGUGAAGAACUUCCGGGAAUCGCGGUGCAUUGUGGUCGAAGAGACGUUGAGAAUUUGUGCUUCGCGCCUGAAUAAGAUAGCGUGAAUUGCUAUGUCUCACACAAUUUUGCUUGUUCAGCCUACCAAACGGCCUGAGGGCAGAACUUACGCUGAUUAUGAAUCCGUGAAUGAAUGCAUGGAAGGAGUCUGUAAAAUGUAUGAAGAGCACCUGAAGAGAAUGAACCCCAACAGCCCUUCAAUCACAUAUGAUAUUAGCCAGUUAUUUGAUUUCAUUGAUGAUUUGGCUGAUCUUAGCUGCCUUGUUUAUCGUGCUGAUACUCAGACAUACCAGCCCUACAAUAAAGACUGGAUAAAGGAGAAGAUCUAUGUCCUCCUCCGCAGACAAGCUCAGCAAGCAAGCAAAUAAUGAUACCACAUUGAGGGUUAGACAACAGGUGUGCACAGUGUGCUGUAGUGAAAGUUUUGUAUUAUAGUUCAUUCCUGUUUGCCUGUAUCUAGGACUGAGUCUGCUAGAAUUGAAAUUGUUCAGUUUGAAUUUUUAAAGGAAGAAAGGAAUCAUUUUUGGCAGGCAUUUAGUUUUUUUCUCUUUGCUUAAGUAAGUUUUAUUUUGUUCAGACCUACAGGAUUGUUCACAUCUGCUUCAUCGCACUUGCUUUUCAAUGUUAUCAUUUGGAGGCAGUAAGUUGUAGUGGAAAAUAAAAUAAAUGAUCUUUAGUUAAA
This is a messenger RNA of Heteronotia binoei (common prickly gecko), 1017 nucleotides long. It is a transcript of the gene ERH, whose product is annotated as ERH mRNA splicing and mitosis factor. The coding region runs from base 389 to 703 and encodes 104 amino acids. The record is from RefSeq and is a predicted model, not a curated record. NCBI's taxonomy places the organism in Eukaryota, Metazoa, Chordata, Lepidosauria, Squamata, Gekkonidae. The transcript is spliced from 4 exons.